AUGGCGGCCCCUGUCCAGCAGCCUCCUCGGUCUAGCGGUGGAAAGCGCAAAGGGAAAGCUCAGUAUGUGCAGGCCAAGCGGGCGCGGCGCUGCGAAGGCGGUGGGCCACCGCAGCUGGAACCCGGGCUACAGGGCAUUCUCAUUACCUGUAACAUGAACCAGCACAAGUGCGUGGAGGAGGCCUACAGUCUGCUCAACGAAUAUGGCUACGACGUGUACGGGCCGGAAAAGUACAAAGAUCAGCAGCCCUCUGGAAGUGAGGCAGAAGAUGAUGAUGUGGAGGCUGCCUUGAAGAAAGAAGUUGGUGACAUUAAAGCAUCUACGGAGAUGAAGCUAAGAAGAUUCCAAUCAGUGGAGAGUGGAGCAAAUGACGUAGUCUUGAUCAGGACACUUGGGAUAGAACCUGAGAAAUUGGUACAUCAUAUUCUUCAGGAUAUGUAUAAAACCAAGAAGAAGAAGACUCGGGUUAUUCUACGAAUGUUACCUAUUUCGGGCACAUGCAAGGCUUUCUUAGAAGACAUGAAAAAAUAUGCAGAAACAUUUUUGGAACCCUGGUUUAAAGCUCCAAACAAAGGGACAUUUCAGAUUGUAUAUAAAUCUCGAAAUAACAUCAACAUGAAUAGAGAAGAAGUUCUCAAAGAAUUAGCAGGAAUAGUAGGCAGCCUGAAUUCGGAAAAUAAAGUGGAUCUUACCAAUCCACAGUACACAGUGGUAGUAGAAAUCAUUAAAGCUGUCUGUUGUGAGGAAUCUGGGGUUAAUCCUGUAGUUGAACUGCUAGCCACAUGUUAUGAAGAACCCUGGAGCUAUGCUAGCCAAUAUCUACCUGCUAGAAUAGGAUUGCCAAGUGCUCCUCAAGGAAGUGACAAGACAGCUUUCAAACUCAUGGCCCCCUGUGCCGUGGAUUUCUAUUUUACGCCCAUCCCCAUUCCUGGUAAAGAUGCAAAAGCCAUGGAUAAUACAGUCACCAUAAUGUGUGCUAUGCUCCUGGCUAAGGAAGCUGCAUGGACAAAGAAUUUCCAGAAAGGACACUUUCCCCAGUUCCCCAGUUCCCCAGUUCCACAGGGAGACUCUCUGGAGGAAUUUUAA
Lynx canadensis (Canada lynx) is the source of this 1086-nucleotide messenger RNA. Its product is annotated as THUMP domain-containing protein 1-like. Gene Ontology annotation, biological process: tRNA modification. The record is from RefSeq and is a predicted model, not a curated record. NCBI's taxonomy places the organism in Eukaryota, Metazoa, Chordata, Mammalia, Carnivora, Felidae. Gene Ontology annotation, molecular function: RNA binding.